UGCUGUGUCUGCCCGAGGCCAACCAUAAUUUCAACAAUUCACGGGCCAAAAGAGUGGCCAGACGGUAAGAAUUGAUUGCUAUUUAGUGGAGGCCGUAUUCUUUAAAAAUUUGUAUUGAGAUUCUGUCUAUUUUGUGAAAACUUUAAAAGUAUUGCGUGGAUAUGUUUUUGGCAAAUGGUUCAAUUAUUCAUGUGAUCUUUCUCAAGAGUAGUUAUUAGAUCAUAGCAGAUCAUUGGCUCAAAUGGCAGUGGUAUUCCACUUUUGUUUUUCUUUACAGUGGUCCGUGCUAGUGAUUCUCCAGGGACCCUUUGGCUGUUUCUCUGCAGUUGAAGAGAUGGAGAGAUUGGUUUUCUUGUUUUCUUUGACUGCCCUUGCGGUCCUUCACUGCAUGAACACCAUUCCAGAGUUCCAAGAGUAAGUCAAUUAUUUAAUGUCCUAUUGUCUACCUAUAGAAUUGGGUCAUUUAAAUGUAUUCAUAAAGUUAUACAAAUGUUGUUGUUUUUUCAGGCUAGUAGACUUCAAUUAAUCAAUAGCUUUAAAACGUUGUUUUUGUUCAUUUAUGAACAAGAUUAAAAUAGCUCAUGAGAUAUGAAUCAAAGGUCAGUCUUGCCAAAUGAGUUUUGGAACUUCAAUUACAUUUUUAUAUUAAAUAAAAUCAUAUUCGCAAGUUGUAGUGUAUGUGGAACUUUGACAGAAUAUUUUGCCGACUAGGCCAGUAGGUACUAGACUGAUUGAGAAGUCAAGCAUUCGAAUUUAGGCUACAUAUUCAAAGAUCCAGUUGAACGGUGCAAGUAUGCUCAAUACUCUUUGCUACCGCUUGAGGGCACUAGCAGCUCAUAUGAAUAGGCCCCACUGACGUUGUUGAGUUUUACAUACAGAUUUCUGACCCAUAAAUCCUUGACAAAUCUUUAAUCAUGUGGAAACAAGUAAUACCAUGGCCUGUGUAAAACCCAUGUAAUGAUGACAUUCAGAUUAUAUGACGAUGGGUGAAAAAUAAUUAGUUAAAGGGGAAGUCAAAAGAGGCUUGUGAAAUCAGAGAGAACAUAUAAGAACAUGUCUUUGACACCUGAAACAGUGACUUUCUCUCACCUCUCUGGAUGAUAAAACAUAAAUCUUUCCUAUUUUCUAUAUUUUGUCAAUCCCCAGCCUACCUGUGUUGUCAGACAAUUGGGUUAAGCUAUGCUCUCUUCAGUGUUUAGAUAAGCAGGCUGCCACAGCAGGCCUAAGUACAUUAAACUUACAGAAGGAUAGUGGUGACUGUCUGCACCACUCCUCCCGAGCAAUUCUUCCAUUCCUCAGCAGACAUUUCUAAUUUCAAGACGACUGCCAUACUCCUCCGUAGCGGAAAUCUCUGAAAUCUCUGGAACUCGUUCAAUCAAUAGGCCUACAUGCUGCGAGAGGAGUUUGAUAAAUUGCUGCUGACAUGUGUUCUUCAACUUUGCAAACAAACAGUAUUGUGUGCAUACAGUUUCCAGUGCUGGUGCAUUGAGAUGCAGCCAGGAAGCUUCCCUUUGGCUUCACAGCAUUUGUUUGGCUCCCGUGAACACAUUGUACGUUUGAGAUGGAAGUCAUUUUGUUUACAUAGAGAUGCCCCAAAGCACAUUAAUAUUUUCUGAACACAGUACCUGUGAACUCUGACUGCCAAUUAUGGUGGUGAGUGGUGAUCUUACAUGCCCCAUCCUGUUGCCUCCUACAGCUAAGGCCAUGAUUGAUUGAGUCAUUGUGGUGAUGACCUCUGCUGUUGCUGGGAAACCAUUGGAGAUCUACAUGAAACAUGCUUCCUGUACUAGUGAUCUGCCAUUCCCAUGGUGGUAGGGAUCAGCAAGUCAAAGUAGCUCUGUUGAAACAAGACCAGAGGCUGGAGCAUCAAAGCAGGCUUUAGCAGUUGACCUCACAGCUUGGGUCAACACAACAGUUGAAAUAGUAUGAAAUAGACCUGGUCACGUGGGCUACUAAAGGCUGGAGAUCAAACCAGCAAGCCAGCCAUUUGUCCUCACUGAAUGCUGCGACCUUUGGCACUAUCAGUCCAAUACGGCCCCAUGUAGCCGUUAACAUUAGCACGUAUUCUCAAAUUCUCAUAGGAGAACAGCAGAAUGCUAGCUGCCUAUCUCCAAGGCUUUAGCGUGAUUAGAACCCAAACAGAGCGUGCAGCAAUUCCCCCAGAGUCUCCAGGCCCUCGCUACAGCAGCAGCAGCCCCGUCUGCCUAGCCCACCUUCCCUCGGUGAACCCCAUAUGUCUGUCUGUCUGUGUGUAUCCGCUUUCUAUAAUGUGGCCUCCCAUCUCGGCAUCAUUUCUCCUGGUGCUCUGGGUGUUGGCAUAAUUAUCGCUCCCUCUGUCUCCCCAUUCAUCACUGCUCACUAAUUUAGUACAGCAGAGGAGACUCACAAACUUAGAUGGAAACUAAUUAGAAAAGAGAAUGAGGCAGAAAAUCGGAGGGAGAUUGCUCUUUAAAAAGUAUAGUGCAGGGAAGUUAAGACGUUGCACUAUGAAUUUGAAAAAUAUAAUGAUUUGUCCCCUAGCUAACAGUGUGUUGUCAUUCUUACCUGCAGGCCUGUUGUGAUACUGCAGAUUGGUAUUGCAGUGUUGGUGGUGGUGUGGUUCUUCUACUUCCUUAUCACCCGACGUAACCCGCCCAAAGACAUCCUUUUCUAUGGUAUGGUAUUGAUCAUUCUUUCAUGAUGACGAUGAUGACAGAUCAAAGGGACAUUUGCUGUUUUGUUUGGAUGAAAACUAGUUUAACAUUGCUUAUUUUUAUUCGCUUAACAAAGCACCAAUACAUUUAAACAGAUCCCCUCUGGGUAACAUGGUUAAGAAAGAGCAUGAAUGACCACUAUGUAUGUAAGGCCAACCCCAGUUAACAGAUUUCCAGAACGUUCUUAUCUGUCAUGUGAAUUGUUUUCAUUGUUUCAUUCAUUUAUCCACAAAGCUGCUUAUACUGAUCAGGAUCAGAGUAAAGCUGAAACCCAGACCGGCAUUUACAUGGCAUGGGUGAUGACAGAGGGCAUGUUAGUCUUCUUCUUACAACACCACAGUUGUAGGAGAGCUGGAAACACUUGGAACAUGAGCCUAAGGGCAUGGGAACUCACAUGCCCUACAUACAUACAGUAGACACCUUACUACUUACUGAACUUACUGAUCGUGGAUGACUGUUCCAUAUGGGAUGCAGGGCAGUAAUGUUGACACGUCAUUACCAAAUAAGAAGGCAAAAAACAACAUAUAGAUUGACACAUCGGCUUCCAGGCUGGCAUUAUAAGGGAUGUCAUAUCAGUCACCUACAGUUGAAGUCGGAAGUUUACAUACACCUUAGCCAAAUACAUUUAAACUCAGUUUUUCACAAUUCCUGACAUUUAAUACUAGUAAAGUUAGGAUUACCACUUUAUUUUAAGAAUGUGAAAUGUCAGAAUAAUAGUAGAGAGAAUUAUUUAUUUAGGCUUUUAUUUCUUUCAUCACAUUCCCAGUGGGUCAGAAGUUUACAUACACUCAAUUAGUAUUUGGUAGCAUUGCCUUUAAAUGGUUUAACUUGGGUCAAACGUUUCGGGUAGCCUUCCACAAGCUUCCCACAAUAAGUUGGGUGAAUUUUGGCCCAUUCCUCCUGACAGAGCUGGUGUAACUGAGUCAGGUUUGUAGUCCUCCUUGCUCGCACACGCUCUUUCAGUUCUGCCCACAAAUUUUGUAUAGGAUUGAGGUCAGGGCUUUGUGAUGACCACUCCAAUACCUUGACUUUGUUGUCCUUAAGCCAUUUUGCCACAACUUUGGAAGUAUGCUUGGGGUCAUUGUCCAUUUGGAAGACCCAUUUGCGACCAAGCUUUAACUUCCUGACUGAUGUCUUGAGAUGUUGCUUCAAUAUAUCCACAUAAUUUUCCUUCCUCAUGAUGUCAUCUAUUUUGUGAAGUGCACCAGUCCCUCCUGCAGCAAAGCACCACCACAGCAUGAUGCUGCCACCCCUGUGCUUCACGGUUGGGAUGGUAUUCUUCGGCUUGCAAGCACCCCCUUUUUCCUCCAAACAUAACGAUGGUCAUUAUGGCCAAACAGUUCUAUUUUUGUUUCAUCAGACCAGAGGACAUUUCUCCAAAAAGUACGAUCUUUGUUCCCAUGUGCAGUUGCAAACUGUAGUCUGGCUUUUUUAUGGCGGUUUAUGAGCAGUGGCUUCUUCCUUGCUGAGCGGCCUUUCAGGUUAUGUCGAUAUAGGACUCGUUUUACUGUGGAUAUAGAUACUUUUGUACCUGAUUCCUCCAGCAUCUUCACAAGGUCCUUUGCUGUUGUUCUGGGAUUGAUUUGCACUUUUCGCACCAAAGUACGUUAAUCUCUAGGAGACAGAACUCGUCCCCUUCCUGAGUGGUAUGAUGGCUGCGUGGUCCCAUGGUGUUUAUACUUGCGUACUAUUGUUUGGACAGAUGAACGUGGUACCUUCAGGCGUUUGGAAAUUGCUCCCAAGGAUGAACCAGACUUGUGGAGGUCUACAAUUGUCUUUCUGAGGUCUUGGCUGAUUUGUUUUGAUUUUCCCAUGAUGUCAAGCAAAGAGGCACUGAGUUUGAAGGUAGGCCUUGAAAUACAUCCACAAGUACACCUCCAAUUGACUCAAAUUAUGUCAAUUAGCCUAUCAGAAGCUUCUAAAGCCAUGACAUUAUUAUCUGGAAUUUUCCAAGCUGUUUAAAGGCACCGUCAACUUAGUGUAUGUAAACUUCUGACCCACUGGAAUUGUGAUACAGUGAAUUAUAAGUGAAAUAAUCUGAAAAAUUACUUGUGUCAUGCACAAAGUAGAUGUCCUAACCGACUUGCCAAAACUAUAGUUUGUUAACAAGAAAUAUGUGGAGUGGUUGAAAAACGAGUUUUAAUUACUCCAACCUAAGUGUAUGUAAACUUCCGACUUCAACUGUAUAUCCUGCCAUAGGCUCUUUCCUAACCACCUGUGUGUAAGCCUAUCUCCCGGAUGCCCCGUGGCUAUGCCAUGCCAUUGCGCCUCAUCAGGUGAUUCUGGGGAGGGGGAACAGCCCAGAGCUGAGAAUGGCUUCCUGCUGUGAUAGAGAAUGAUAAUCCUCCUAUCUUACCUGUUAGACGGCUCAGAUAAACCAGACCCUCCAGAGGAUUAGAAGGCCACAGGUACCUGGAGAGAGACGGAGUGUGUGUGUCUCUAUCGGUGCGUUUAUCAGGAGACAGCAGCAGCAACGUCAGGGAGAUAGUGAGGGAUGCAGGAUGGCUGUCUGAGCCGUUACACACAGGUGCCAUUGCAAGGACGUUUGACGAUAUACGGGACAGCCAAGCCUUGUAUUACAGCUAAUACUUGGAUUGGACGCCCUAUCCCAUUUCAAGAAAACAUGAGUUCACAGAACUCUAUACACAGUGGGUAUCAUAAGUAUUCCCCACCUUGGAUUUCUUCUAAUUUUAUUGUGUUACAAAGUGGGAUUAAAAUUGAUUUAAUUGUCAUUUUUUGUCCACGUGGAAGAAAAAAAUCAUUUUUUUAAUGUCAAGAUUAAUGAAAAAUAAAACACUAAUAUACCUUGAUAAGAUAGGUAUUCACCCCCCUGAGUCAAGACAUGUUAGAAACUUUUCUGGCAGCAAUUACAGCUGUGAGUCUUCUUGGGUAAGUCUCUAAGUGCAAUAUUUAUCCAUUAUUCUUUUCUAAAUUGUUCAAGCUCUGUCAAGGUGUUGGUAAUCGUAGCUAAACAGCAAUUUUCAAGUCUUGCCAUAGACUGUCUAGCAGAUUUAAGUCAAAACUGUAACUUGGCCACUCAGGAACAUUCACUGUCUUCUUGGUAAGCAACUUUAGUAUAGAUUUGGCCUUGUGUUGUAGGUUAUUGACCUGCUGAAAGGUGAAUUCCUCUCCCAGUGUCUGGUGUAAAGCAGACUGAAGCAGGUUUUCCUUUAGGAUUUUGCCUGUGCUUAGCUCCAUCCGGUUUCUUUUUGUCCUGAAAAACUCCUCAGUCUUUCCUGAUGUCAAGCAUACCUUGAGGACUUUAUUACUGAUUAAUGUGUUUGUUGUUUAUGACCGUGUUUUUCUUUUUGCUUGCAUUUUGUAUUUAUAUUUUGACGUGUGUUUUUUCUGUAAUUUAUGUAAUUCAGGGCUCAUUUGUAAAAGAGACCCUGGUCUCAGUAUGACUUCCUGAUAAAAUAAAGGUUAAAUAAAAAACCCAUACCAUGAUGCAGCCACCACCAGGCUUGAAAAUAAGCAGGCACCCACGGGGCACAGACGUCAUUUCAACGUCUAAUUUUGGUUUACAUUUGGUUGAGUUGUCAUCUAACGUGAAUUCAAUGUGAAAUCAACCAAAAAUGGUAGUAAUGGCUACUGGCUGACCGUGGGCGGUCCCUAAAGAGUGUGGAUAUUGAUGUGGAGAACCAACAUGUCUAUUGGCAGCACAUUACCAGCCACUUGAACUGGGAUUCGCUCCUUGCCUAUCUCCAGUCCUCUUGAUCCCCUGCCACUCAUUAUGUGGCUCUCAGACGCACAUGGGGUUCCAGCCAGGUUUUGACUUGGAGAGAGGAGAGGGGUGCCCUCUCAGCGCCGCUCUGCUCUUAACCCGAGGAAAACUCAACACACAGCUCCCAAUAUAAAUCUCCCUUCACCCAGCCUACAGCUAUGCAGUAUCUCCCUCCAUAGCCCAGGAAAUCAAUAGCUGGUUGGUUGGAGGGAAAUAUUUUAAACAUAGAGAGAUGGUGAGAGAGAGUGAGUGUGAAAGAAAAUGAGUUGUGGUGGUUAGGUAAUAGUUCAUGGGAGAAAAAGAGGUUGAGUUUCUCAAGAAUCCAGUCUUGUUCAAUGCAUCUUUAUAGGCAGUAAUAGGGUUCUGACAGUUUUAUUAAAAGUUUCAAAGAGGCAGACUAAGCUGAUUGAGUAAUAAAGAUUGGAGGAAGGAGCUUUCUCUUUAUCAUAACUACAAUGAGAAGAAUGAUGAUUGUUCCUACAGCAGAGCUGCUUAACAUCUAGCUGCUACAGAUUUCUAUUGAGCUGAAUUCCGCAACUAAUUGAAUGAGGGCCUUUCUUACAGAGCUGAAAUAUGCUCACAAAUGCAAUCAGUGUAUGCUAAUCGCACCAAAGAAAGUUGAACAGAACAAUAGCCACACAUUAAUCCAAGUAAUUUUUUGUUGUGUAAUUGAGGCGCUUACAUGAAAUAACCCCUGUGACGUGCAUUCUAUAGUACUGUAUUGCUAACUGCUUAUUAUUGUCCACUUUCACAAUAUCAGUCUGCCACAGUACUGAAUGUUUGCAUUGUCUUUACAGUAUUUGCUGAGUUUUCCUUCACUUGUGUCAUUGACCUUGUGAGUGCUAUGGAACAUGAUGGCUUUAUUUCUGGGUUUAUGGAAUUCUACCAGAAAACGGUUAGUCUCUAGAUUCUCCAUCUCAUGACCUAACAUCAUGCUAAUAAUAUAUUUUUUUAAACGUUAGAAUCUAUCUGUUGUUUCAACCAUUUUAAGUUAAUGGUUGUAUUUGUGUGUUUCAGGGAGAGCCCUAUCUGGGUACAGCCUAUGCCAUCAUGAUGUGCUACUGGGACGGAAUAGUGCAUUUCAUCAUGUACCUCAUAAUGAUACAGCGCUUAUGGAACAGGUGGGUGAUAUUCGCUGUGUCACCUUGGUCUUGUAAUGGUGAUCUACACACCACACAUAUACUAGGAUUCUGAUACACUUCAUUCAUACCUGGACCAAUAACCGGACCAAUGAAGCAAGUAUCGUAUUGUAUUGUAUUGUACCUUAUAGUCCCCUUCACCAGGAGAGCCGAGACUUCAUACCUCAGAAUCUGACACAUGCAAGAUCCUAGUGUGACCACAUUUACGUCCACACAUCAUCUCAUCGUCUCACUGCUGGGCCAUUGAUUUGAAGCUUUGUAAGACAUGCUGUCACUAGUGUACAGUGAUGGGAGCAACAUCUUUUGACCAUUUUAUUUCCGUCUCUCAGCAAGUCUUACCGCACCCUGGGUCUCUUCUGGGCUGGAUCGUUGUUUGCCAACAUGAGUGUCUUUGUGACAGGAAUUGUUGUAGGUGAGUCUCUCCUUCCCCCCUCCUGUAUCCCACAAUGGCAGAGUUAAUCAACAGUACAUCUGAACAGCCUUGUAGAAUCAGUGUCAUAGUGUAGGCUGCCAACACAACACAUGUGCUUGCCUUUAGAAUUUACAGAACAAAGCAAAACUAGGCUCUAAGCAUCUGUUCUCUGAGUUUCAAACAGUAGUAUCAGUAUUACAUCAUUUUGUAUUUUAGUUGUAUAUUUGUUCAAUGAUGCCCUACUGAGGAUUUAUUUAGAACAUUAUUGAAGUUAAUUACAAGGUGUGUAUAAAAAGAAAAGAGGCUCAAAGUUAUGGUCUCCUUUUUUUGGCAGAGAUCUCAUCUAUUUAUCAUGUAAACCUCAUGGAAAUGUGUCGACUUUAACAAGGUUAAAAUUAGACUGCUCUACUCUACUUCAGAUGUACCCAGUUCCUCCUCAUAGUUCUAGGGGAUGAAAUGCUCUCUAUGUUUCCCUCCCUGGCAGGUAAAUUUGGAUCAGAUAUCCGUCCCGCCUUCUGGCUCAACAUGCCCUUCCUAAUGCUUCCAAUAUGGGGUGCGAUCAAGCUGUUCAACAAGCCCAAGAAUGGGCCAACCCUCGGUGGGUACAAGGUAAGAUGGAACAGGGAACAGCUGAUUGACCUGGUGGAAUGCGUAGGGCCAGGGGUUUUCCCUGACCAUGUGACCUGACCAGGAAAACUAGGGCUCAGAACUAAGGCCUUAGUUAUGUUAUAUUUCUACAAUAUCCUUGCAGAAGUGUGUAUUUAUUGCUAUGUUUGAGUGCAUCUGAACUGUCUAAAGAAGCUUCUUCUCCCCUGGUGUUGGUGUCUCCUAGGCCCACUAUGAUCAGAGUUUUAAUCUCAUCUGGCGCCCUUCUGACCUUCUCCUGGUGCUGCUGCUACUGGGGGCCAUGGCCUUCACUCUCUUCAGGGGCUUGGUGAGCCAGCAGGGCCUGAAUACACACUUAGAAAUAAACACUCAGAAAUAUUGGAAAUAAAAUAAAACAUCCGAAAUAAAGUGUUAUUAUAUUAGGACUGGUCCAGCCCACCAAUUUUAGCACAGCCUAAAGAGUCAAUGCAUAUAGAAUUGAUUCCCUCAUGUGCUAGCUGUCUUUGUACAGCAGUAAAGGAUUUGUUUAUAAUACAUAGAUUAUGUGCAACAUCUGCUGCGCUGAUUCAAUCAUGUGAUAUGGGUGGUCUCAUCUGACACACUUCCCUGGCAAAUAGAACAUUCAAGAUGGUCUGAUUUGUGGAAAUAUGCACAUACUUAUUUAACUUGCAUUGUUUUUUAAUGUGAUUUUCAUCCAGUACCUACUUGUUCUCGUUCACGUCCCCCAUGGACCAGACAUGGUUUAUAUUACAAUAACUGAUCAUACAGACAAGUAGUUUAUACAGUGCUCUUGCCUACAAGAUGAUCAUGUUGGAACCUUCCUCCUGUGUGUGCAUUCAGGUAGCUCUUGACUCCCCUCUAGAGGCCUGUACCAUCUACCUCCGCCAGUACGAGCCCUAUCUGAAGGACCCGGUGGGCUACCCCAAGGUUAUGGUGGGUACUUUAAGACACAGAGCAUGCCUCUCUGCAGUGCCAGUGGCAUUCCUUAAUAGUCUCCAACCCACUUUGUUUUAAAUAACCAAAUAAUAGCCACUCCAUUCAGAAAUCACUUGGAGCUCACAAAAGAGAUUACAGAGCCAUUUUUCAUCAUUACGCCACAAUGAGAGGGGUGAGAGGCCAGGCUGGUUCAUUCUCUCACAUUUGUUAGGCAAGAGAAUGUGGUUGUGACUGGUCCAGUCUCAACGCCUGGGCUUUCUCCGUCUGUUGGGUGAUGUUUGUUUGGUUUUGUUAGGGUUCUUAGCCGAGUCAAUAGGUUAUCCAAAGACCUUGUUGUGGCUCCAGUCCAGGCACAAUGGCGAAGCAUCGAUCAGGCAGGGAACUGCAUGCUGAGAACUUGAUAAGAUAAUCCUCCUUCCCCUGAGCCCCCCCAUCAGCAACACACCGGGUGGGAGGGGUGUGUGUGUGUGUGUUUGUGUGUGCAUGUGCUUGCAUGUUGGUGUGCUCUAGCUAGCAUGUGUGUGUAAAUCCCUGUGUGUGUCAAUACGGGUGUAUAUAUGUGUGUGUUGAGUGUGUAUGUGUAUGUGUAUGUGUGUGUGUGUGUGUGGAGGGGGGGGGGGGGGGGGGGGUUGAAUGUCGUUGCGCUGCUCUUAUGCUGACCAACCUUUUUAAUCAUUGAUGGUGAUAAACCACGGCAGACAGAUGACCGGGGUGCCGAACACAAAGACACUCCUCCAAGGACUGAAGGGCAACGUGUGAUUGGUUCUCAGCCUCUGGGCUCAAUUCAUUAGGAUUCAUCAGGACCACAGCUCUAGAACAAAAGCCACUGUUCAAAGGCAUAAUUUGAUGCCAUUACAUUACAAAGUCAGCAGCUACCUGACUUUCAUGCUCCAAAUAUUCUGCAAGUGCUUGUGAGGGUCGAUGUAAUGACCUCUGUAUCUGGACACUAUAAUUUGGACCUGAGUGUGCGGUGUGAAAGCACUUCAAAUGUGUGUGUUUGUGUACGUGCAUGCGUGAGAGUGUGUUGUCUAUGCAGCCAGCACGCAGCAGCGUUAUCUGUAUUCUGUGUGAGUGCUUGGACUGCUGUAACGUGUUAGCGCCCUAGAGAGGAUGAAGAUGUACUGUAUUAAUUGACCAUUAGAGUGUCAGAGUUGCGUGGUGGGGCUGGCCGGCUGGAGUCACUACUGUGAUGGAAUCCUUUGAUGUUAUACCUGUUGUACAUUUACAUUUUGUAGAUGUUGCACUUCCUGUUCUACAUGCUGCCAAUGCUGGGUGCCUUUGUCUACGGACUCAUAGUGCCUGGCUGCACCUGGAUGCCUGACUGGACCGUGUUCGUUGCUGGAGGCAUCGCCCAGGUAAGAUAUGGGGGACAUAUGUGUUGUUUUUUGUUAAUAACAUAGACUACAGUUCCCAGAAUGUAAUGUGCUCUACGUACAGAGCUUCUACAUACUGCUAUUACUAGUCAUACUAGUGAUGACUUGAACAGAUGAAGAGGUUGAAUCACUUUACAGUAUAUGGGGCACUGAAAGUUCAAACUGUACACAUUGCACUUGGAGUUAGUGAAAGUAUAGCUCCCUGGGCUACUACCUCUAUCGCAAGUUCUCAUUGAAAUUUUUUAUUAUAGCCAACCUUAAUAAGACCUCUUCAUGGCGUCAGUGUUCAUAAUAAUAUCCAAUCAGCCCCAUCCUGCAGAGGCCUGCUUCCUGUAAUCAAUUUCCUUUCCAUACUGGACUAAUGGAGGCAAAGAUCAAAGGCCAGUUCUGCAUAGACUCGUCUGCAGGCCCUUCUAUCCCUCCCAACAUGGGGCAAGGCCUGCCUCGGAGAUUCAGCUCUUCUAAUACAUUUUAGUCAUUUAGCAGACGCUCUUAUCCAGAGCGACUUACAGUUAGUGAGUGCAUACAUUUUCAUACUGGUCCCCCGUGGGAAUCGAACCCACAACCCUGGCGUUGCAAGCGCCAUGCGCUACCAACUGAGCUACAGGGGACUAAUAAAAAGAUUCCUGUGAAAUGGAUCUGGGAUAGCUGCAUCUUCUGCUCAGAGCAGCGCACCAGAGUCUUCUCUCUGAGGUCGAGCUGUGUUGUACUGCACAUCGUUGGCUGUAGAUACUAAUGACUGUUGCAGAGGCUCAAAGUGAAGCAACAUAUUAGGUUUAAAGCUAUUCAAUCAAGGCCUUUGUGGGGGGAAAAAACAACUACGGAUAACCCUCAAAACGUGAAAAUCAAAUUACCGGUCAGCUGUGAAUAUACUGUACAUAGUGUCCUCCUGUUUGGAAUGACCCCAAACUUUCCCCCCUCCUUCCUCUCCCCUCCACAGUGUCAGUGGGCCCACAUUGGGGCAUCCCUCCACCCACGUACAGUGGCCCCAUUCCGGAUCCCAGACGAGGCCUUCCUGGCUGUCCUGGCAGCCAACCUACUGUACGCUGUGAUCCCCUCGCUCAUCGCCAUGCGCUGCACCAGCAACACCAACUUCUUCUUGACCGUCACUAAACUGCCUGGGAUGGAGGGGAUGCCCUGGGUUCCUGAUGCUGAUACCCUGGUCGAGAAGAAACACAAUUAAAGUUUACAUACCAAUAAAGUUACCAAUAAAGAUAUGCCAAUAAGUUUACAGAAUUGACUUCUAAUCUAUUAACUCGUUUCUGUAACAAGUCCCAUAGGGGAUUUAGAGGAGUAAGUAAGUAGGUAAGUGUAUCAUACAGGACAUCAUGUUCUCUUAGACCGGGACCCUCCAUUGAACUAUACUGCAGAGUCAGAGUGAGACACAAACACACUCCACUUUCCCCGCAGCCUUUAGUUCAGGGCUCUCCAACCCUGUUCCU
Messenger RNA from Coregonus sp. 'balchen', 12325 nucleotides. NCBI's taxonomy places the organism in Eukaryota, Metazoa, Chordata, Actinopteri, Salmoniformes, Salmonidae. The record is from the annotation of a GenBank genome assembly.